AUGGGGACGGCUGCCCUGGGCCUCCUCUGGGCAGCGCUCCUGCUCCUUCUCUCGGUGUCUGGACUCCCCACCGAGGAGCCCACCUCUGGGGAAGCUGUGGCCUCUAGUUCCCCUGGGCCCUGUCGACGGUGCUGUGACUCUGAAGACCCCAUGGUCCUUGCCGAUGCUGCGCAUGUGUCCUCAGCCUCUCCGUCUGCCCUCCCAUAUGUGCUGCCUGAGGUCAGGCCCUACAUUAACAUCACCAUCCUGAAGGGUGACAAAGGAGACCGAGGCCUGCUGGGCUCACCUGGGAAGCUGGGCAGGGAGGGUCCCCGGGGGGACCGUGGCCCCCAGGGCAUCAAGGGUGCCAAGGGGCAGGCGGGCAGCCCUGGCAGUCCAUGCCAGAUGCGCUUCUCAGCCUUUUCGGUGGGCCGCAAGACGGCCCUGCACAGCAGCGAGGGUUUCCAGCCGCUGCUCUUUGACACGGUCUUCGUGAACCCUGACGGGCACUUCGACCUUGCUGCCGGCCACUUCGUCGCCCCUCUGCGUGGCCUCUACUUCUUCAGCCUUAACGUGCACAGCUGGAACUUCAAGGAGACCUACGUGCACGUGGUGCACAACGACAAGGCAGCCGUCAUCCUGUAUGCGCAGCCCAGCGACCGCAGCAUCAUGCAGAGCCAGAGCGUGAUGCUGGCCCUGGCCCCGGGUGACCGCGUCUGGGCACGGCUCUUCAAGCGCGAGCGUGAGAAUGCCGUCUACAGUGACGACAUAGACACCUACAUUACCUUCAGCGGCCACCUCAUCAAGCCUGAGGACGAUUAG
Molecule: messenger RNA, 801 nt
Organism: Rangifer tarandus platyrhynchus (Svalbard reindeer)
Lineage: Eukaryota; Metazoa; Chordata; Mammalia; Artiodactyla; Cervidae
Source: the annotation of a GenBank genome assembly